This is a messenger RNA of Podarcis lilfordi (Lilford's wall lizard), 16065 nucleotides long. The record is from the annotation of a GenBank genome assembly. Lineage: Eukaryota; Metazoa; Chordata; Lepidosauria; Squamata; Lacertidae.
CGGCGAGGGGACUGUGAGCGCAGCGGAGGCCCCACCCACCUCCAAGAGCAGCGCCAGCGCCGCCGCUCAACCCCCUGGUCCGUCCGUCGGUGUGCCCUCGUCGCCGUGUUCCCCUCCUUCCCUCUCUGGGUCCCGCGUGGGGGACUGGCAGGCGGCGGAGGAGGAGGCUGAGGCGGGUCACAAGACUUGCGGGGGGAGGAGGAAGGGGCACGAGGAACGCCAAAAGGAGGCCUUAUUAUGGGGUGAGUCCGAGGGGGCCAGAGGAGGGGAACGGGCGGAGGACCCGGGCCGACACUGGAGCCACGCCACGGGGACAGUGAGGGAAAGCAAGGCGAGGCGAGGCACCUCUGAGCGCGUGCAGAGCGCUCCCACAAAGUAACUGGAACUCUUACUCUGCCCCGAGUGUUUCCCAAACUUAGGUCACCAUCUGUCUUUGGACUACAACUCCCAGCAUCCCUAGCUAGCAGGACCAGUGGUCAGGGAUGAUGGGGAUUGUAGUUCAAAAACAGCUGGAGACCCAAGUUUGGAAAACACUGGUCCAGCCCAACCUUUCUCAACCUUGGGUCCACAGAUGUUGUUGGACUACAACACCCAGCAUUCUUAGCCAGCAAGACCAAUGGGCAAGGAUGAGGGGAGUUGUAGUACAACAUCUGUGGACCUAAGGUUGAGAAAGGUUGGGCUAGCCCAGUGUUUCCCAAAUUCGGGUCUCCAGCUGUUUUUGAACUACAAUCCCCAUCAUCCCUGACCACUGUUUCUGCGAGCUAGGGAUGGUGGGAGUUGUAGUCCAAAAACAGCUGGAGAUCCAAGUUUGGGAAACACUGGGCUAGCCAUACACAACUGGGAUUUUUAAAAAGAAGGGUGCUCCUGAGCAGCCCCAAUGUCUUCCCAUAGGUAACUGGUGCUUUAAGACAAGGGUGCCCCUGACCAUGCACAGUCACUGCCUUCCACCCUCCUGCAGUUACUGGGACAUGUCAGCAUGUUCUGAAAUGAGGGGCUGAACUAUGGGCAUGGUUGCUGUGAGAACACUUGACAGCCUGUUUUCUGAACAACAGUGUAACUGAGGGAGGAAUAGUCUUCUAAAAGAAUAUGAAAUGGUAUUAAAUUAUGGGAAGGAAGAACGUAAGGGGGAAGUAGGGAAAGACAGGUGAAGCUAAGGGUGAAGACAGCAAUUCAUUAUACUGCAGGGUACUCAACGUUUUUGGGCCUGAGUAUAUUUGGAAAUGGAAGAAACUCUCAUGGGCACCACAAGCUACCCAUUUCACAUAAGAACUGUCAGUGCUCAGACCCUGCUCCCUGUCCAAUCCAGGCAAAACAUCCCCAAAACUAAUAAAACACUUUGCAGACCCAAGCAUUAUGUAAGGUGGUGAAAAUUUUAAUGCUCUUCUCUUCAUUGAAGACAAAUGCCUAGCAGUGCAGUCUUUUCACUGGACUUUAGGAAACAGGUUUCCAUCACACUUUAGAACUGAUGUCUGCUUUCAUUCUAAGGCAGGGGUGGACCACCUGACUGUUCCUCAGGGGCACAUGUAGCUGAUGGGCGAUACUCGGGGAACUUGUGCCAGUUUGUGUGGCUAGUCCAGUCUUGGCAGUGGGCUGGAGCAUUAACAUCCACACACCCAACUUACACCCAUACCAAACCACAGGAUUUUUUUGGAAGAUGGGGACAAAGUAAUACAGUCGUAGCUUGGAUCCCAAACGCCUUGUGAGUUGAACGUUUUGGCUCCCAAACUCCGCAAACACGGAAGUGAGUGUUCUGGUUUGUGAAUGUUCUUUGGAACCCGAAUAUCCGAAGGGGCUUCCACAGCUUCUGAUUGGCUGCAGAAGCUUCCUGCAGCCAAUCGGAAGCCACGCCUUGGUUUCUGAGCGUUUUGGAAGUUGAACGGACUUUCAGAACAGAUUCCGUUUGACUUCCGAGGUACCACUGUAUAGGGAUGAUAUCUGUAAAUAAAUCCCCAUUUCUUUGAUCUAUUUGAAGCAUCUUGGGCUACUGGGUGUAGUCUUUCUGAGGGAAAGGUCCCAGUUAAUUAGUAUAAUGUGCCACCAGUGUGGAGAGCUUGCUGCCAGAUUGCUCAAGGUCGGCAACCUAAGGCCCAUGGGCCGGAAGCGGCCCACAAAGGCUGUUUAACAGGCCCACGAGCCGGCCACUUGGCAAGUCCCUGCGCGCUGUGCUAAACCGACGCGGUGCGGGGACUCUCUUCCGUGGCUCCGGAAAUCGCUUCUGCGCAUGCGCAGAUGCCGAAAAUAGCGUCUGCGCAGGCGUGAUUUUCAGCCUCUUGGCAUGUGCAGAAGUGAUUUCUGGCGCCACAGGCAUGCACAGACAUGAUUUCUUGCAUUGCACCGGCCUGGCCCACGGAGGAUCUCCGCAGGAGUGAUCUGACACAUGCCCGGUAAGCCUUGCUGACCCCUGCUCAAGGUCGUAGAAAUGGUGCAAAAAUGAACUUUGUAGUAGCAGCUGGAUAGUUUUCCAGUAUGUACAUUAUCUAUUGUUGGGAAAACUAGGCCCUAGGCUGUGAUUGGCAAAAAUCUGCCUUGUAACCAGGCUUUUGGUAUUAAAAAGUAGCCUUUGAUUUAUUUUGGGGGGGCCCAUUCAGAUGAAGGAUUGUGUUGCAACGACCUGGAUGUAGCUUGCUGGUGGGAUCUGUGACUACGGGGUUGGUGGUAGGGUGAGGCAAGCUAAUGCUCUUCUUUUUGGUCUGUACCUGAAUUCCCAAAAGUUUUUUUGUUUCUUAAAUUGUAUUUUUUAGUAUGAAAAGGAUUCUAUUUUAGUCUUGUGGUCUCUUAAUAAAGUACCGUAUUUUUCGCUCUAUAAGACGCACCAGACCACAAGAUUCACCUAGUUUUUGGAGGAGGAAAAAAGAAAAAAAAUAUUCUGAAUCUCAGAAGCCAGAACAGCAAGAGGGAUCGCUGCGCAGUGAAAGCAGCAAUCCCUCUUGCUGUUGCGGCUUCUGGGAUAGCUGUGCAGCCUGCAUUCGCUCCAUAAGACGCGCACACAUUUCCCCUUACUUUUUAGGAGGGAAAAAGUGAGUCUUAUAGAGCAAAAAAUACGGUAUUUGUCUUUAUCUAUUGCUGUGGCUUCUUAUGGUAGGCUUUUGUCUAAAUCUGGCACCUGGUUUUCACUACUGAGUAAUUUGUGGGUUUGGGGCUUGGAGAACAACGAGUGGAUAUUUGGCUCUUGGCUAGAUGAAUUCCAAGGGCUCCAAAAAGAAAUCUGAGUGUCCCCUGACUUAGAUUUGGAAAACUUUUCAGGAGUGGAGGCUGGGCAGGAUUGAUUUUCCCUGGGCAUCAUUCAGCUUGGCUGCAGAGUUGAGAAAUUAGCCCUGGGUAGAGAGGUAUAAUACCUGCUCCUAGAAGGGAUGAGAUAGGAAUAAGGAAUGCUUACCAUCAUAGCUCCAAUCUCAAAACAAAAUUUUAUUCAAUCCCUUCUUUAUCAUACAAGUCUAGAAAUAAUGUAGGUGCUGUGAUCCAGAGCUGCUAUGCAGUUCCUGAGUCAGCAGGACGUCUGUAAGACGGGGUAAAAAAGCAUGUCCUUGUAUUCUGUUAAAGGAUUUUAGAGGUAAAAUUACUUGUUAUCACCCAGCAAUAACUGAUCAGUAAAAAAAGAAACAUACCAAUUUUGUUUCAUUCAUGCUAUUAUAAAAUAAAUUGUCUAACUGCAGUAUUAUUAUUUUGUUUUAAAAAAUCCUUAAAACACAGGCAGAGCGCGUGUAACCUACAGAGUCAGCAAGUGUAAUGACUUCCUCUGAACAGAAGCAAAAUGAAAUAGAGUCUGAAAGAGUCGCUGGAAAUACAAGAAUUGUGGAAACAGAAUUGCGCUGCACCUACCCAAAUGAGAGGCGGGAGAGGAAUCAGAUUUACACCCUUCUAAGCAUCAGUAACAGCAUAAAUGAACAAGAGGAAAGGUCCUUGGAUUGUACUAAUGGAACAGGAUGGGAGGAAGCUGUGAGUAAGAAUUUUAUGUUGUGAACAUUUAUACUCUCAGUCACAAAUUAUCCAUUGAAAAGAAUCUGCUAUAAUAUAGUGUAGUUUAUAAAUGGGCACCACUUGUCUCCUAGGGGCUGGUUCAAAUGUAGUAUCAGUUGAAGCAUCUUGUGUUCAAAUGUGCAUUCUGAUGAAUAUAAGAAUUAUAUCCAUGGUUUCAAAUCCAUCAGGUGAUACCGUUGCAGAAGUCUUUAGUUAUACAGGUCUCUCUUGCUGAAUUUUUUCAAUAUAAAUGUUGCAGCUGUGGAUGCAUGCACCUUCCCUCACCUUAAGUUGCAAUACUACCUAUGGCCCUGCCUAGACAGAGUUAGAUUUGCCUUGUCCAUAUAUGCUGCGGAAAAUCCAAGUCUGACUACUCUAGUGGACUUGGAGAGGCCUUUGGAAACUAUUUGUUAUCUUCAAUUACUUCAGAAUAUGGCAACCAAACUGUUGACUGGAACAAGCCACUUGGAAUGUAGCUUGCCAAUUUUCUGUGGCUUCUAAUUUGGUUCCAAGGAUUUUCCAAGAUACUGGUUGUGACAGGUUUUAACAUAUAAAGUCUCAUAUAGCUUCGGACCAGAGUAUCUGAAGGCUUGACUGCUCUUAUAUGAACCUGCUUGAUUUUUAAGACAUUCAUCAGGGGCCUUGCUUUGGGUGCUUCCACUUUCAGAAGGAAAGUGGGUGGCAAUCAGAUAGUAGUAUCCUGGUUUUGGAAGAUUUUCUCCAGGGACAAAUUGACUAGCACCUACUCUUAGCCUUUAGAAUGAGGUUGAUACAACUGUAUUCUCCUGAAUUUUUAAUUGUUUUAACACUUCCUUUGCUGCUGGGUACGUUUGUUGACAUUCUUAUGGUUUGUAUUGUAGUUCUUAAACUUUCUUAGCUGCUUAGAAAGUUUAUAUACUCAAAUGUGGGAUAAAAUUAUUUUAAAGAAAAUAUUUAAAAACAAAACUCUUGUGACACGUUAAGUCCAUUUAGCGUGAUAAAAACAUCUGGGAGAUAGACCAAGCUUUAAUCCAUAAAAACCUAUGCCUUGAUAAACGUGUUAAUCUUUAAGGAAUGGCAAGAAUCUUGUUGAUCUAUUUACAAAGGAAUUAAUAAAAAUAAAUUAUAGGUAUUAAUAAUUUCACCCUGUCCAGACUAAAGUCAGUGGUGUUGGGUUCCAAAAUUUACAUAAAAGAUAAUCCUUAAAUUAGACAAUGCUUUUGAUGAAAUUAUUAUAAUGAUAGUAUUUGUGAUUUGGUUCAGGUUAGUAUAUGUAGCAAUAAUUUAAUUCUUUGCUCAGGGUACUCUACACUUUCCCAUUAUAUGUCAUUUUAAAGAUGUGCAGCUGGCGCUUUGCAUGGAAAGAAGUCAGCCUGCAUUUACUGGGGCUUAUGCCCAAGUAAGUCUUCAUAUGACUGCAGUUAAUUGUGUAAUUACUUUUACAGUUUUCUUGUAUUUUGGAUUGUGAAGCAAAUGUCAAAGCUUUUCUUCCUACUGCCAUGCCAUUGUUACUCUAUUUUUAGGCUCAUGUUUACUACAUUUUUUGAGCUCUGCUUUGUGUCCUGAUUUCUGUAUCUAAUUAAGAAGCCCUGUGGUUAUGUCCACAUGGUACUUAUUUUUAGGGCUGCAAUCAUGCCAGUGGCUUCAUCCAGAGUCCAUCUUUUCCUUGUAUACAUGCUUUGCAUUUCCUAGUUUAUAAAACCUUGCAAGUGUUGGGGGAAGAGAAUGACCAGCAAGGUCUAGUGAUGCUUUCUUGUGAGAGGGAGCAAUCCGAGCCACCUCGAAGGAAGCAGAUAUGUACCUUCUCUUAACCUGCAGGCUGUUCCAUCUAUUGGUUGCUAAUUUCUCAUUUGUGAAUAAAAGUUAUCUAGCAGGUAAUUAUCACAACCCUGAUUGCAACCCUGCUAUUUUUCCUAAAUUUCUCAGCAGGUUUUGUUACCAUCAGUUAUGAUAUUAUUCUGGUGUAUAUUUCCUGGGACAUUGUGCUUCAGUUCCUAUGUGGAGAGCCAUUUUCAGAAUGUGGUGCUGAGAGAUUAUCACUAAUGUAUUAUGCAGGGAUUUAUUUUGUCUCUUAUGCUGUUUAGAAUCUCUUCUGUUUGAAAAUCCUGAGGUCCUUUGGGAUCCUGGAGUAAGGUGCAAUCCGUAUGCUGCUGACAUUUUCUUGUAAAAUUCAGAAGUGGUGGUGGAUAAGAUGAACUGAUGUCUGAAAUGAGUAAUAAUAAUAAUAAUAAUAAUAAUAAUAAAUUUAUUAUUUAUACCCUGUCGAUCUGGCUGGGUUGCAUGAACUGGAUGCAUGCUAACUAACUGAAGCUCAAUCCAGACAAGAUGGAGGUACUGAUUAUAAUUGGUUUAUAAGUGGUUUAGCUUGAUACGUUGAGUCUAUUUUGGGUGGUUUUGCAUUUCCUUGAAUAAUUAAGUGCAGAGCUUGGAGAUUUGUUUAGAUCUGUUCUUAUAUCUGGAUGCCCAAGUGAGAUGUUGCAUGAAGCACUUUCUGCCAGUUUCAGCUGCUAUGCCAGUUUUCACCCCUCCUCUUGAUGACUCUCUUAUGUUAAGCUAAUGCAAUGUCUUCAUAGAAUCAUAGAAUUGUAGUGUUGGAAGGGACCCUGAGGAUCAUCUAGUCCAACCCCUUACAAAGCAGGAAUAUGCGGCUGUCCCAUAAGGGGAUCGAACCUGCAACCUUGGCAUUAUCAUGCUCUAAUCAACUGACCUAUCCAGACUCAGAUGGAAAGGGAUGCCUUAGAAGACAACUGAGAAGCCACAACUAGCUGCCUGAAUGCUGAGAUUCUCUUCAGAGACCCUUCUCUGGGUGUCCUUUGCCUGUUUUAUAUCCUACUUUUCGAGGCAAAAUACAUUUUAAAAACAGCUUACAAUGUAGCAGAGCAAGUAUAACAAUUUCAAAACAAUAAAAAUUCAGUUCUAUUAACUAAGAUUCUAGUUAGGAGAUAAUGAAUCCUGAUUUAGAGCAAAAAAAUUGGACUGGAUCAUCUCUGAAGGAGUUUGCCAUAGUGUGGUCUGGUUUUGUCAUAAUCAGGAAUGUGGCAGUAGGCUACUCUGCAGUGGUUGUCUGUCAUGGGCAUGAGGAUGUAGUUUACGUUACUCCAGUAGACCAGGAAUUAUUGACCAAACAGCAAAGCUGUCCUUGAAGAACACUUUCACAUAGUCAGGAGUGCAUGAUCCAGCUUUCCCUCUUGUAAUCCUCGGGCUCAUAAGGCACCACUGGAGACGUUACUGUGGAAGGCAUUUAUGCUGACAGAGUAGUAGGUGGCAGCUUUCAGAACCAUAACUGUUCCAAGAAGCAAAGCUAACAUAACCUAAGGGUUUGUUUACAAGAGCUCAGCCUGGCUGCUGUGAUGGUACCUAUUUUGGCUCUUGUAUGGUACAUAGGACUCCAUGCUAGCAAUGCCACCAUGCUUCAGUGUUUUGCGUGGCACAGAUUAUUCAGACUUUUUUUGCUUUGGGUGAAGUUCUUUCUAUUUAUGACUGUCUUUACAGGUAGACCAAUCAGAUUUCUGGACACCAAGUACAGGGCCUUUUCAGUGAUAGUCCUGCAUCUUUGGAUCUCCCUCCCAUAAGAACUUAAUUGGCCUCCUGCUUCAGAGUUUUAAAUGGGCCUUAAAGAGUUUUUUUGGUUGUUGUGUGCAACUUUUUGGGGAUGGUGUUGCUGGCUUUUGUUUCAUGUGCUCUAUUCUGUUUUUGUUUAUAUUAAUUGUGGUGUGGUUUUAUGAUACUGGUUUAAAUGUGAUGGUACACUGCCUUAGGAGGACUUGUCCUUAAAACUGAAUUGAAAAUAACUUGUGAGUUUACUGUAAGGUGCUCUGAGAAGUUCAUGGUAGAUAUAAUAUUCACUAUUUUUUAAAAAACCCCUGAAAGGAUUGAUCAGAACACUUGUUGUGCCAGGGUGAGAUUACGCAGCCUUCACAGCUGACUUCCUACUACUGGCAAUGGGGCUGUUCUGGAGAAAAGCAACUUGUGUUUUCUAGAGGUAAAGCACCUCCAGUUGUGCACUGAAGUAUAGUAUAGUAUAGUAUAGUAUAGUAUAGUAUAGUAUAGUAUAGUAUAGUAUAGUAUAGUGUGUCUGUGGAGCAUUGAAGUACAGAUAAUUGCUUUAGCCCAUUGUCUGCUUUUUAAAAAAGCAAGUCUCUUCCUUUCUUCUAUAAAAUAUUUUAUACUUUCUAUUACUUAAAAAAAUAAAUUCAGUACUGAGGCUAGAAUCCCAUUGUCCCUAGGAGGGUGUGCCAGGGGGCCACUGGAUGUUUCAAAUCUCCAAGUUGAGGGUGGAGAACCUCAUAAGGCCUCUUCCAGCCACUGGAAGUCACUGUGGCCAUUUGUCUUACCAAUGUCAGAGUUCAAAUGUUGGUUGGAGCAAAGAAAGGGGUUGGUGUGGAUCUAAAUCCUUUCCAUAUCCCUGACUCCACCCCGCCCAAUAAAUAAAUUGAGAUAAAUAAAUGUCAGCCUUGGAACUGACAUAUGUAUUUUCCUUUCUACUGGAAACAUUAGGAAAGAAAUAAUAAAAACUUAGAAGAUAAGCACUUAGAAAGGACAAAUAAAAAAGAGCACCACGCUUUCCACCUCUUUGUUUUGCUACCAUGUGCCCAGUAAAAUGUCUUUGAGUUAUUCAAAUCCUCUGCCUUCUGCUGUCCCAUUGGUAGGAAUGCUGUGUUAGUGAAGAGCUCUAAAGAAAGCAUUAAGAACAUGAAUAAUAGCUUUUGGUCCUCCCAUUUGAGAAUAAAAAUUAGCCGUAAUAUGAUAUGCACAGCUUUGUUAUUUAAGUAGACUGGUAUGAAACAAAAGUCGGGAGUUGACUUGUGCUGGACCUUCUUGUUUAGUACUAAACUAUGACUCAUUUAAGGUUUGCUCAACAGUCUUAUCUGACUUUCUUGAUAAUGGGGCAUUAUUUUAAAAUGGUCUAGGAACCUCAUUUCAAUUACACUUUUUUUUGAGCAGAUAAUAUCUUUUCCUGCAUAUUGGUCCACAGUUAAAAUUAGCAAGAGAUUACCAGUAAAUCUAGUUGCUCUGCUGCUUAAAAUACUAACUUAUAUUCACAUCAUUUUGCUCUAGUUGCUCUGCUGCUUAAAAUACUAACUUAUAUUCACAUCAUUUUGCUCUCAGGUCCAAGGCUGGGGCAAAACAGCCCCAUUUGCUUAUCUUCAGCUACAGAAGAAAGCUAGAAAAGCAAAGACAAGCGAGUCUGUCAGUGGAUGCCAGUCUGUCAGUGGAUGCCUUUACUGCUUAGAUCUGAAUCAAGUUAUUGACAAAAGUUUGGAACAAGACCCCAAGGGUACAGAACCAUUGAAAACUGAUUUCAAAUUAAUUACAUGUGCUGCCACAGAUCGUAUUCCAGAAAAACAACAGACUCUGCUUUUACAGAGUGCAACCAUAGACUAUUCAGCAACAGAAGACUCUAAAAAGGAAAACUGUUAUGGCAAAAUAUAUACUGGUCAGACAUCCCAAGGAGAAAAGAAAAAAGUGUCCUUAAAGGAUGCUCAAGCUACUUUAAGUGAAAGGAGAUUUUUUCUAAUGAAAGAGAGUCCUCUCUUCCAAGGAGAAAAGAGAACAGUGCCAAUAAAGGAGUAUAGUAUACUGACUACAGGAAAACCCAAAACUCUAGAAACUGUGAAAUACAAAGACACAAAAGGCUACGAGCCUCCCAUAUGUAAUCAUGUUGGCACUGAAACUGCUACUGUUAAGCCAUCAUUAGUACUACCACCUCUGAAAGAUGCAACUCUCAAAACCACCCUGGAUCCUUCAGCAAAGAAAAGCAAGACUGUUACUUCCCAGGCAAGUGAAAAAUCAUUCCAUGCUAUUUCCGAGACAAGUUGCUGUGGUCAGGUUUUUAAAACCAAAGAGCAAAAGAGUGAAAAAAGAAUAGACACAAUGUAUAAUGCAGUGAAGGAGCAAAUAAAAAUGCAUGAAAUAGCCUCUUUUGACUCAAGGCUUUCCAAGACUUCAUUCAUCUCAAGAAACCCAGAUCGUUGCUACUGGCAUUGUGCAUUUGCACCAGAUACAAAAAUGGCAACCAUGUCUAAUUCAAUUGCACUGCGAAGACACAAUCAUCUCAACAGCAUGCAUUUUCUGCAUACAAAAGGAGCGCGAAUCAACAAAGCUAAUGAGAUGCAAGACCCUUGCACCAGAAGCAGGAGUCACACUGGAACCAAACAAGGAAAUGAGUCAAAAACACAGGAGAUCCCUCUGCUUUCUGGACUAUUCCCUUCCUUAACGGUCAGCCGUGUUGCAAUAGCUGCAUUGCCCUUUAGGCUGACCUGACUUUUUAAAUUGUAGUUUCUUGUUGGGCUAUUCAUGGAUUUGUUUGGAGCACUCUGUAUAAUGAGAAAAAAUACUGAAAAGUCAUUGUAAAGCAGACUGGGCAGAUUUGUUAAUUUGCAUAGGUGCUAUUUUGAAUAGAGUUGACUGCCACUCAUUUCUGUACAAAAUUAAAAUACCAAUUGAUUACCUCUUACAAUAUGAUAAUGGUUUCAGUAGAUCCUUAAAUAUGUUUAGUUGACCUAAUAGAGUCUACAGUGUAGACUCAGGCUCUCAGAGAUGAGCCUUAAUGUGCAUUGCCUGGAUGAUGCCCCCAGUUGGCCGAAAACUUUUUGUCUUUAAAAGUACUCCUAGCUAGUUCUUAUUUAGAAAAUUGGGCAUAGUGUUUCAGUACUCCCAAUCCCUACUGUAUGUAUGGUAAAUGCAAGCUACUUCGGUCUGUUUUGUUCUUAUUAGUCCUUUUGCUUGGGAAGGACCACUACAGAAGCACCAUGACCUGUGUAGUUUGUAUUCUCAAGGAAUACUUGAACUACUGCACCAAACUCAGAACAGAUGGGCAAGGGAUCAGAUUUUGCCUAAAUUAAGCCCGUACAAUUUGGAAGUCAUUGAGCCAUACAUAGCCACAAUGCCUGUUUUUGCUCUCUGUCAAGGAUGGCAAUAGAAGGCUGUCAAAUAUCUGUCAGGCCAGACUAAGUUGCUCAUGAGCUAUAUUUAUCUCAAUGAGUUGUACAGUUGUACAGGCCUAGACCAAGUGCUUCACCAUAUGGAACCUAGAAAAGUACCAAAAAUUGUCUGCAUAGUCUCUGCCACAAUGAUGUACUAUUUUCAAGCGCCCUCCAAUUUGUGCAAAGCCUUAGCUGUUUUUAGAUGUUGUAAAAAGUUUAUUUUUAAAGUUUUCUUUUAUGUUUAAUGUUCAAACAAUGUGUAGAUAAGACUAAGGAAGCAAAGUUAAUAUUUAGUUAUAUUUGUGUGUUUAGAAUUGACUGUAUAUACUUCUUGAUUUGUUUAUGUUAGCUAGGACUUGUCCCCCUCUGCAAAAUUAGGUAACUCACAUUGCUUUAUAAUCUAGAUAGCUUCAAUAAAAUACUUUUCUGUAUGCACAGUGACAGCAUGUUCCUCAGUAUUUCAAUCCAAGAGAUUUUCCUGUCAACAUCUGCCAUAAUUAUCCUACACCUUAUCUGAUGCAUUUGGAGUAGCAGGAAGGUAAUGACAUUUCUGGAUAUCCAAUUGCAAGAGUCCCAAUGUCACUCACCCAUGAUUCAUGGAAUCCACUUAUAUUUGAUCAACUGUACAGAAACUUGUUCAAUUAGUUUUAUUAUAAAAUCUUGCCAAAUUCUUUUUAGUUUCAAACAAACAAGUUUGCACAUAAACUGAUCGUAGUCCUUGAACUAAAUAUUUUGAGUUCUUAUGCAAAAAAAAAAUCUGAGAGCUGAGUGGCCUUUUCCUUUUGGUUUUGGUAAUGGUAGCAAAGGCUCUCAUCAGGAAUUCAUGUGCAUAAACCUCAUGCAAGAACACAGUAGGCUAGUUGAAAAAAUGAACUUCCUUUCUUGUUCUUAAAACAGGCAUGAAAUUAUUUAAAGCAAAAGUGUUCAAUAGCAUGACCAUUUUUUCAGGAUUCAUCAGUGCCUACAAAAAAGGGAUUAAAACAGUGACUGACAGAAAUGUUGUAACAAACAUGCAAUAUAUUUAAGAAACCACACCUGUUUCUACAAGUGUAGGGCAAAGAUUUUUGAGGUGAAUGACCAAUUAAAUGGUGUCAAUUCCUCACCACACCCGUUAUAGGAGACAAAAUUGCUUGAACCAUUAUAAACUGUUAAUUUGAACUGCCUUUUCUUGGGUUGGCUGCUAGACUUAACCCUUCCUCUUGCUCCUACUACCACUUCUGUAGAAAUGCUGGUUUUACUGAACACUGUUGAAGGGCUUCCUGCUACCCUCAUUGCACAUCACAUUUACUGCUAAGAAUUGUGAAACUCUGUGCUCCAGUUUAAAACAAAACAAAACAGGGCUUAAGCAAAGUUUUGGAUAAUGGAUGGAUACAAGCAGUCAUUUACAAAGUGGUUGCUUAACCAUGCUAUAGCUGUAACCACUUGCUGAGUCAGUUACCUGUGUGAUCCUGUUAGGCCAAGUGGAUGAAAGUUUUACCUCUCAUACAAAAUACAGAUAUGUAGUUAAAUGGUUGUCAGUCUUCACCUAUGUAGACUUGUACCUUGUGAAAUAAUGGCUUUACAGAAAAUAACAUGUCAUACUUAAGGACCAAUUAAUAUGUGUUUUCAUUUUUUCAAAAUUACAAGCAGAAUAAAAAUGUCAAUAAAUUUUAAUUCUUUGUGAGCAUAAAUAAACUUGAAGUUGCUUUUCUAAUGAUUCCAUUGAUGAGUGAACCAAAAUAAAUAGCAGCUACUUUUCAGCGAAUCUAAAAUGAUUGAUCUUGUUACUUACCAGCUAAACCAAGUUAGUGAACUGAAAAGCUAUGCUUGAUAGUACUUACAAGUCAUGCUUCCUGAUGCUGCAGUUAGGAAAGCUUCAAAAAGCAAUUUGGCAUUACAAUGAACAAAGUAUGAAUUUUGUAUUACUUAGUCGAGGGUGUGGUGUGGGGGGAAGGCUGUGGCCCUCCGGAGACGGCUGGACUCCAGUUCCCCUCCUUGAACACAGUGGGGCCCACUUCUGGGUAGGUAUGUCCAGGGCCAGGCUGCAUAUUCCACUGAUUUCAGUGGGAAAGAUUUAAGCAUGUUCAGAACGCUAACUGAAAAUAAGUAGGGACUUUAAAAGUUUCUUAGCGUUGGUUGGGUCAUGCCCUUUGUUUUAACUCCCCUUUUCUGCCCUGCACAAAGAGAACAGAUGCCGCAAUCCAAUACUCAAUGGUACAUGCUCCAAAAUAAGUGUAUAUAGGAUUACAUACGUAAGUAAAUGUGUGUAGCAUUACAUACUAACACAAGUGUGUAUUGCUAACUAGCUUUUAAAAUAGCAUAUAUAUUUAACAGUUUUUUUCUUAGUUCUGUGGACUUUGUCAAUGAUAACAGUGUGGAAUUUAGCUGUGAUUUCAUUCUUUUUAAAAAAAUUGUGGUUUUUUUUUAAAAAAAAAUCAUACUAUUGAUUUUCUUUUAAACGAGGGUGUUUUUUUUAAAUCACCAUUAUAUCAAAUGUGGAAAAAUAGGGGGAUAACAGCAUGGAUAAUGUACAUCACAAAGAAUGUGAGACUACAGCAGAAUUUAAUAAUCAUUUAGCUUUAAAAAUAUAGAGCCUUCUUUAGAUACAAAUAAUCAUUUGAUUCCUCCCCACCCCCCGCAAAUGCACCCCAAGACCCUCCUGAAUUUAUAUCCAUUUAAAAAAACUUGACUAGUUCUGUGGACACCCUACUGUGAUUCUGUUAUACCAGAAUAUUUUUGGGUGAUUCUCCCGGGACUCCCACGCCGAUGUAUCCUUUUAAAAAAGGACUAAACCUGCUUUUACACUUUCGCCACUUUUGCAAGUGGCCCCCAGAGGGCUGACAUUGGGUCUUUUUAUAGGAUUUCAUUACUAACUUGGUUCAAUAAAUCAUCACCAGCAGGACAUAUCCAAUAUAACAUUUAGUGGAAAAUUCUCAUUUUUCAAAUGCAAGUCCUAGAGAGCAUGGAAAAGUUACCUAACAUGACAUUGAAAAGUUUAAGAAGAAUUUGGCCAAAAUUCACUACAAGUUUUGUAUAGAGGUUUGGUGAAAUUCAUUAUAUUAAGUGUUUUUUGUGAAAGUGAAAGAUUCACGUUUUUGGUGUGGCUGCAAGACUCUGAAUUUAAAGGCACCAUCUUUUCCCCUCCCUUCUUUCCUUCCAGGAACAAGGCUGGGGGAGAGCUACUCCUUUCACAUGCUGUAAGAUCCAAAAAGAGACCAAGAAACCAAGAGUAACCAAAACAGUCUCAAGCAUCUCGCACCAGAAUAUGGUGCCUGCUAAUAAGAAAAACAUGGCCUGGGUAACACAGUUGGCAAGAGAGAGACAAAAAACGGACAGCAAAUUUACUGAAGGAGAACCAGUUUCAAGCAACAAAAAGAUUGAAGUUUCGUGCAUCAAACCAUACAACUAUGUCCCAAUGAUGACAGCCCAUGCUGAGGGAGACAGAAAGAGAGGGAAAUUAGAUUCUAUCCAAACAUUCCUAGGUGAAAAAAGGAGCUUGCCAAUAAAGGAAUAUGAAAUCAAGUACUCACAACGGCAGACAGAACCUGACAUCCUGAAAUAUAAUGAGAUUGGCCUGCCCAGAGUAAUCCACGGCAAUCCUCCUAACAGCUUGAGCUGUAUAACCUUAAAUGCAUUUUUGGUCUUCAGACCAGACGAAGGCAAUGUAAUCAAUUUGCAUCUGGAGCCUCCUUCAAAGCAUGAAGCAACGGCAGUCAAGAGAACUGAGGAAGAGGACAGCACGGACGCAGUCUCCUAUAGCCACGUAAUUAAAAAAGUAAAGCAGAAGAGUGAAAAAAAAGUUGGUAUGAAUAAUACGGUGAAAAAGCAAAUACAAAAAUCAUGUAUCGCCCUUUGACUUGUCCAUGGUACUCAGCUAUUUUGUCUUGUCUUCAAAGCUGUUUGACUUUUUCCUUUGCACUGAAUUAAGAUUACAUUCAAGCUAUUUUCCAUUCCAAAUCAUUGCUAUUCUAAAUGCAAUACGAACACCUGCAUGGUUUGUGCUGCCCUUGUAAAAUUGUGAUAGUAGCAAGGGCAAUUGCUUUAAUUCAACAGGACUGAUCAUCUCAAUUAAUUGGUGUUGACUAAUUUUAAACCAGUGAGGCCAAAGAGCUGGGAUUUAAGGGGUACUCUUGGUUUCUGAGGCUAUUUUGGUUCUAGUAGGUUGCUAUAAUUCAGAAUGACUAUAUAUUAAGGUGGUUAAUCUUUCUCCCAAUAUCUGGAGCCCCAAAGCACCAUGGGUGGUUUUCACUUGGCACACCUGGCCUUCCCAACUGCCCCUUUGAGUGGUAGCACAAACAGCCAGAGAAGCUCAUCCCAUUGGGAAGCCCUCCAGAGCACACUCCUCUGGCCCCAGGAUAAGAACAGCUGCCACCAGAAGGAAAUCCCUCCAUUCCCUAUGAAUGAAAGCUUUUUGCAAGACCCAAAUGUUACAGGGAUACUGAAAUUACUGUCUCUGCAGCAGGUCAAGGAACCAUGAAGCCAAUCUUACAACAAUGGAUGCCAGUUUUGUAAAGCAAGGAUGCCUUGAUUAGUUUUGAUUGAUACAGCACAUCAGUUACAAUUGUGCCAACCCUCCCAAUUUCCUCAAAAAAUUUGGAAAACCAGGACCAAAUCAUGGGACAUAGGAAUUGCUACAGUACAAUAAUAAGGGACAAUAUUUUGAGUCCAACACAAUUCAGCAUUUAGGGUUUGGGGGAGAAAGAAACCUAUUUACAGGUAGUUUUCACCGGUUUAUGGAGGGAACCAGUGAAUUUGCUGUGUUUUAAAUAUUGCAAAUUUUGAUGUUACAAUAUAUUAUUAUAAUUAAAUAAAAAUGCAAUAUAUUAAGACUGCAGACAGGGCACUGAAUAUUAGUGCUGUAAGGUUGCAGAUUAGAAUUGCAAUCAAGCACAAUCCAAAAUACUUUUUUUGCAACACUGGGACAAUGGUAUUUUGAAUGUCAGCUUAUAUCCUAAAACUAAUUUGCCGAGAAUAGGGAGCCUUAGCAUUAGAACUCUGGCUGGUUAUGAAAAUAUAAUUCUAUUAAUCCUUCGUGAUUCUUCAGUUAGAAGAGUUAUUCCCCAACUCCUGUGUUUGUUUGUUUUUUAAAAAGCUUAUAGUGGAAUAAUUAUUUCCCUCCUCACCCCAAAACAUAGGUCUAUUGUGUGGCCGUAUAGUUGUGCCAGGUGUGCCUACCUGAGAUGCCGAAGAGCUUCCUUCCUACUGAUGGGUAAAAAGCCCUCCC